AUGCUGAGGGGCAGAAUUGGGAAAUGGACUUUGGCUUUGACAGAAUUCACCUUCAGGUAUGUCCCCCAGAAAGCUGUCAAAGGGCAAGCUGUGGCAGACUUCUUAGCAGAUCACCCAGGAGAGGAAAUUGAAAACAUGGACUCUUUGGACAUAGCAAAUGCAAAUCUACUAACUAGGGCUCAUGUUUGCCUUAACAAUCCAAUCUAUUCGAUUCAUCUUACACCUUGGAAACUAUAUUUUGAUGGAUCAAAGACAGAUAAGGCUUCAGGAGCUGGGGUUGUUCUAGAGGAACCAUUGGGGAUCAGACAUUGCUAUUCCUUCCAGUUAGAUUUCCAGUGCACCAACAACAGGGCCGAGUAUGAAGCUUUGAUUAUAGGGCUUGAGAUGUUGGUAGAAUUAGGAAUCCAAUCCGUGGAGAUCUUGGGAGAUUCCAUGCUUGUCCUAAAACAGAUUGCUGGAGAAUACAAGUGUCUAAAUCCUUCUCUGGCUGUAUAUCUAGUAGCAGCUAGAAAUCUAUUGACAGAAUUUAGAGAAGCUACUUGGGAAUACAUCCCAAGGGAAGAAAACUUCGCAGCUAAUGAAUUGGCUCAGGUAGCAUCAGGCAUACAAAUGCCCGAAGACUGCGUCCAGAGGAUCAUCAAGAUAGGAAGGAAAAGUCUACCAUCUGUUUUGACUAGAGGAAUGGAGAUAGAAGUCAAUUCUGCCUUAAUCACUAAAGACGAUUGGAGGGAGCCUAUCAUGACUUACUUACAAUAUCCCACUCUGCCCUCUGAGAAAAGAGUCAGAAUCAUGGCUACAAACUACCUCAUGUGGAAUGAAGAUUUGGUCCGAAAAAGUAAGGAUGAGGUGCUAUUAAGGUGCCUUGGAAAGACAGAAUAUAUGAAAGUCAUGGGAGAAACCCAUGAGGGGAUCUAUGGGGCUCACCAAGGGGGAAGAAAGAUGUGCUGGUUAAUUAGAAGGUAUGGCUACUUCUGGCCAACCAUGUUGAAGGAUUGCAUCAACUAUUCCAAGGGAUGUGAAGCUUGUCAAAGGCACGGCCCAAUCCAGCAAGCUCCUUCUGUUCCCAUGAAUCCAGUGGUAAAACCAUGGCCUUUUAGGGGAUGGGCAAUGGAUCUCAUUGGCAAAAUCUAUCCAGCCAGCAGCCAGCAGCAUUGUUUUAUUAUUGUUGCCACGGACUAUUUCACCAAGUGGGUAGAGGCCAAGCCAAUCAAAACCACAACUUCUCAAGAGAUCAUCACCUUUAUAGAAGAACAGAUCAUACAAAGGUUCGGCAUUCCAGAAUCAAUCACAACUGAUAGGGGUUCUUCUUUCAUAUCUAGGGAUAUGCUAGAUAUGGCGGAAACAUUCAAGUUCAAACUGCUUCAAUCUACCCCUUAUUAUGCUCAAGCUAAUGGACAGGCAGAAUCAAGUAACAAGGUGAUUAUCAAUAUCAUCAGAAAGAUGCUGGAGAAGAAUCCAAAGCAGUGGCAUGAUAAGUUAUCAGAGACUUUGUGGGCAUACAGAACUUCAAAAAGAGAAGCGACUGGCAUGACCCCCUAUGCUCUGACCUACGGCCAUGAUGCAAUUCUUCCCAUGGAGAUAGCAGUCCAGUCUCUUAGAAUUGCUCACCAGCACGGUCUCACAGGAGAAGACUACUCUCAAGCCAUGUUGCUUGAAUUGGAAGAAUUGGAUGCAAGUAGGAUUGACACCCUCAACAAACUCUUAGCAGGAAAACAGGCUGUGUCAAGGGCAUACAACAAAAGAGUCAGAGACAAGAGUUUUGAAGAGGGAGAAAUAGUCUGGAAGGCAAUUCUGCCCCUUGGAGCACACAUAGCUGGAUAUGGGAAAUGGUCACCUACGUGGGAAUGCCCUUUUGUAAUUAACUAG
This is a messenger RNA of Prunus dulcis (almond), 1866 nucleotides long. RefSeq lists its product as uncharacterized. The transcript has a single exon. NCBI's taxonomy places the organism in Eukaryota, Viridiplantae, Streptophyta, Magnoliopsida, Rosales, Rosaceae. Gene Ontology annotation, molecular function: nucleic acid binding; RNA-DNA hybrid ribonuclease activity. Gene Ontology annotation, biological process: DNA integration. The record is from RefSeq and is a predicted model, not a curated record. Bases 1 to 1866 code for a protein of 621 amino acids.